Molecule: messenger RNA, 3586 nt
Organism: Linum trigynum
Lineage: Eukaryota; Viridiplantae; Streptophyta; Magnoliopsida; Malpighiales; Linaceae
Source: the annotation of a GenBank genome assembly
AAUAAAAUAAUUACUUAAUUCUAUUACAGACACGAAUACUAUCACCUAUCUUAAACCAAACCCAGCACUCUGCUCGGCUGCGUUGUCUGCUCUUGGAGUCGGACCAAACUAUUAAAAAAGAGAGAGAGAGAGUUCCAAUUGCUGCUGAUCAACCACCAACGAGAGUCUCUGCAAAAUCUCGCGUAAAUAUUUGCCCUCCUCCGACCACGUUUUCCCUCUGUAAUUAUCUCACUUUCUUCCCCAUCUCCGGAGAUUGGGCAAUUUCUGCUCUACGAGUCGAGAAAGAGACGGGACGAGCUUUAGAGGCUGCAAGUUAGUUUCUUUUUGUGGGUUCUUCAGCUACAUCCGCUUCGUAUUCACUGCUUUUUCGGAUUUUUAACUUCUGGGCAUUAGCUUCCCAAUUUGGCAUGUCGGCAUGGUUGAGAACCUUGUACCUCGUGAAUUUUGCUGUUCACUUUCGCCAUAGUUGAGUGUUGUGGUCAGACAAGUUGUUUUGGAACUGUAACUGUAGAACUGGAAAGGCCUUUGCUUGGAGAUAUCCUGAGUUAGAUUUCGUGAGCUAAUGAAUAGGCUAGGAUGAUUUUGUGAAUGAAGUUUGACCUUCAUCAGGUAACAUUUCUUUGCUUGAAAAGGUUGUGUUUUUUUUUUCUCCUUAUCGCUUUCGGUGUUCUUUAGUCUUGCUCCUUCAUUCUAUGUGAAUGCAAAGACCACUGAGUAAGAUUAUGAGUUUCGGCAGGCUGACUCUUUUGUUUUUUAGAAAUGCCGGGUGCAAAAGGGAUAGUAACCUUAUUUUUCCCCAACUCGGUAUUGCUGUUAUUUACUUGCAUUGCAUCAUGGUCAAGAUUGCUCAUUUCCUUCUUUGUGAAUCAUAGAUCUUGUAUGAUAUUUAGAUGAUGAUGGUGGGUUAUUCUGGCUUUGGUAACAGGCAGUGGGAAGAUUGGGUUUUGACAAAAAUGUGAACUCAACGAAGGUACUCACAUGAUUUGGACAAACUGGCAGAGUAUGAACUACAACUGUUCCCCUGAUUGUGGUUUAUUCUGGUAUCGAUGAUAGACUUUGGAGGAUUUGGCUAAGCUGAAAAGAAUUUCGUGCAGAAUUUUGAGGAUGAAUUCCACAAUGGAUGGCAUGAACUUGAUUCAGCAAGCUCAAAGACAUCACUUAGUGGUCAGGGAGCUCGGUGAGGAGAUUGAUUUGGAAAUAAGUCAUGGGGAUGAUGAUCCUUCAUUCGCUAGUACCCCUCUAAUUGGCAGCGGGUCCACUAGAGAACCUUCUUCCGAGGAACCUGAGGAACCUAAGGAGUUGACAAUGGAUUCUCAACUUCCCUCUGAAGAUCAAGAUUUGUCAAAGAUGCAACCAGCAAAAAGAAAGAAAAAGGUUGUCAAGAGAUGGAGAGACGAAUGGGCUGAUACAUACAAAUGGGCAUAUGUGGACGUAAAGGAAGGAACCGCGAGGAUUUUAUGUUCAGUAUGUAGAGAGUAUGGUAGAAAGCACAGAAGGAAUCCAUAUGGGAAUGAAGGAAGUAGGAACAUGCAAAUGAGUGCCCUAGAAGAACAUAACAAUAGUUUGCUUCACAAAGAGGCACUUCGUCUGCAAAUGGCCUCCAAGGAUAAAAUUGUUGCUGAUAAACCCAUUCACGUGAAAGCAGCAGUUAUGUCCAAAACAGCUGGGUCAAUCAUUGAAGCUGCGUUGAAAAGGGACCCUAAUGAGAUUGAAUUUAUACAAUCAGUGCAAGAAGUUGUCCAUGCUCUGGACAGGGUGAUUGCAAAAAACUCCAACUAUGUCAAUGUCAUAGAACGCUUGAUAGAACCUGAGCGAAUGGUUCUUUUCCGAGUUCCUUGGAUGGAUGACAGGGGUGAGACACAUGUCAAUCGGGGUUUUAGGGUACAGUUUAACCAGGCAUUAGGUCCAUGUAGAGGUGGUAUGCGUUUCCAUCCAUCAAUGAACCUCAGUGUUGCUAAGUUUCUAGGUGUUGAACAGACCUUUAAGAAUGCCUUAUCACCUUACAAAUUAGGAGGAGCAGCUGGUGGAAGUGAUUUCGACCCCAAAGGAAAAAGUGAUAAUGAGGUUAUGCGAUUUUGCCAAAGUUUUAUGAAUGAGAUUUACAGAUAUCUAGGGCCUGAAAAGGAUCUCCCUUCAGAGGAAAUGGGUGUUGGUACCCGAGAGAUGGGGUAUUUAUUCGGGCAAUACAGACGUUUAGCUGGUCAUUUUCAGGGAAGUUUUUCAGGGCCAAGAAUAUUUUGGUCUGGCUCGAGUCUUCGAACUGAAGCGACUGGUUAUGGUCUGGUUUUCUUUGCCCAACUCAUACUCGCAGAUAUGAAUAAAGAGUUAAAAGGACUAAGGUGUGCUGUAAGUGGUUCUGGCAAGAUUGCCUUGCAUGUCCUAGAAAAGCUUAUUGCUUAUGGCGCUCAUCCAAUUACUGUAUCAGACUCGAAAGGAUAUUUGGUCGAUGAGGACGGAUUUGAUUACAUGAAGAUAUCUUUUCUGAGAGAUAUCAAAGCCCAGCAAAGAAGUUUGAGAGAUUACUCAAAAACAUAUGCUCGAUCAAAGUACUAUGACGAAGCAAAACCCUGGAAUGAAGGAUGUGAUGUUGCAUUCCCUUGUGCUUUCCAGAAUGAAAUUGAUCAGUCGGACGCCAUGAAUCUUGUUAAUUCUGGCUGUCGGAUACUAGUAGAAGGUUCAAACAUGCCAUGCACAUCUGAAGCAAUUGAAGUUUUGAGAAAAGCCAAUGUUCUCAUUGCUCCUGCUAUGGCAGCUGGUGCUGGAGGGGUUGUUGCUGGAGAGCUGGAAUUGAACCACGAGUGCAAUUUGAUGAACUGGUCUCCUGAAGAUUUUGAAUCGAAGUUGCAGGAAGCAAUGAAACAAAUAUACCAAAGGGCACUCAAAGCAGCGAAUGAUUUUGGCUAUCAGAAAGAGAGCCCCGAGGCUUUGGUUCAUGGGUCUGUGAUUUCUUCAUUUCUGGCUAUUGCUCAAGCUAUGACUGACCAAGGAUGCGUAUAGAUGACGGCCAACAAGUAACUAAUGAUUUACCUUACCUCCUGCCAAAGUUGGUAUAUACUCGUCAAAGAGCUAACCGACUGUUGUUUCUCCAUGGUGAAAGCUCAAUCACCAUUUGCAGCCAUGUGCGAGGCUAAGGUUUAUGGUGAGAAGAAUGAAGGCGAUUCUUCCUGCUAGUUGUAACAUAACUUAUAACAUGACCCACCAAAGAUCUCAAAAGGGGGUCAAAUGUUGGAAUAUAUUAAUAGAAUGGUGUAAAGAAAAAUAUGGGUUAGUUGUAGGGAGUAGGUAGGAACCUUAUGGACAGGAACUGUGUAUUUUAUGUUGAAUUCUUGUCACAUAUGAGAUUAUGUGACUUGGAAAUAGAAUUUCAUAAUUUACGGCUGGAAUUUCUCUUCCAUUUUACACAUGCAAUAUCUGCCUUCUGUCAUUAUUUCCGUAGUACUUGGGUUAAUUCGCAGCCGUUUAUCACUUUACUUGGACCAGUUUCUCUUUACUCGUCGAAUGGCAAAGCCAGCCUCGAAAUUUCAUAAGUUUUUAUCGGGUAAAUGCCUCAUUUGGUAAGUUAGAGUACUAAAUCAUGUUAUAUUUA